Messenger RNA from Trichomycterus rosablanca, 1270 nucleotides. It is a transcript of the gene nelfe, whose product is annotated as negative elongation factor complex member E. The coding region runs from base 133 to 1176 and encodes 347 amino acids. The record is from RefSeq and is a predicted model, not a curated record. The transcript has 11 exons. Gene Ontology annotation, molecular function: RNA binding. Gene Ontology annotation, cellular component: NELF complex. Gene Ontology annotation, biological process: negative regulation of transcription elongation by RNA polymerase II. Lineage: Eukaryota; Metazoa; Chordata; Actinopteri; Siluriformes; Trichomycteridae.
AUGGGCAGCCAUGCAGGAUCCUGUAGGAAACGUUUCUCUACCUCCAUCUUCAGGUCCACACUGGUGGGAGGGAGGCCGUGUGGAAGCUGAAAGAACAAAUUACAUAACAAAGUCAAGGAUUCCAAGUAAGCUAUGGCUGUGUUUCCGAACUCGCUGACAGACGAGGAGGAAAUGCUGCAGAGGAAAUAUGCAAAACUAAAGAAAAAGAAAAAAGCCCUAAUGGCGCUUAAGAAGCAGCAGAGUUCAAGCAACCAGACAAGCCAGACUGGACUGAAACGCACUUUGUCUGAUCAGCCGGUGGUGGACACGGCGACGGCUACUGAACAGGCCAAAAUGCUCAUCAAAUCCGGCGUCAUCAGUGCCAUCAAAUCAGAAAACAAGAACUCGGGGUUCAAACGAUCGAGAACGCUCGAGGGAAAAUUGAAGGAUCCAGAGAAAGGUCCCAUUCCAGCUUUCCUGCCAUUCCAGAGAAGCGUCUCGACAGACGAGGACCCGGCUGAGGCUGCCAAAAGAACCCACAGAAAGUCCCUGUACGAUAGCUUCGUCACCCCGGGCGCUCACGAAGAAGACGAAACCGCGGCGGCCUCGUCCGGCCGGGAGUUAGAGCGCGACGGGGACAGGGAGUUGGACAGAGAAGGAGAUCGAGACCGAGAACGGGAACGGGACAGAGAACGGGAACGGGAUCGAGACCGAGAGCGAGAGCGAGAGAGGAACAGAGACAGGAGCCGAGACAGAGAGCGGGACCGGGACCGAGAGCGUGAACGGGACCGAGAGAGGGACAGAGACGGACCGUUCAGACGUUCAGACUCGUACCCAGAGCGGCGCGGCGUGCGGAAGGGAAACACGGUGUACGUGUACGGUGCGGGCAUGGUGGAGGACAGCCUGCGCGCGGCUUUUUCACAGCACGGCACCAUCAUCGACCUGUCCAUGGAUUCCCCACGCAAUUGCGCCUUUGUUACGUUUGAGAAGAUGGAGUCGGCGGAUCAGGCUGUAACGGAGCUGAACGGCAGGACGGUGGGCGACGUCAACAUCAAAGUCAGCAUCGCCAGGAAGCAGCCCAUGCUGGACGCAGCCACGGGCAAAUCGGUCUGGGGGUCUCUGGCCGUUCAGAACAGCGCCAAGGGCUCGUACAGGGAUAAGAGGAACCAGGUGGUUUACAGCGAGGAUUUGUUCUGAGCGUCGACGUGGCUGAAGAGAAGAGAAGGGUUCGGUUUUGUGUCUCUGACUGUUUGUUUUGUAGCUAUUGGUGCUCAAUAAAGUGUAAACUGGU